CGCAUACACUGACCCCAUCACACUAAAAACCUGCGAAGAUCGCCGGUGAGAGACUGCUGCGACUACGCAAUAGGCCAUUGAUAUCGCAUUCAUUUAUCGCAUUCAUUUCUGGGCCAUUGGUAAAGGGGACAACGCGUACAUAAUCCAAGGAAAUGGCUGGUAUUUUGACAUGGUUUUGGAACGAGAGAUUUUGGCUCCCUCACAAUGUAACCUGGGCUGAUUUAAAAAACACAGAUGAGGCAACAUUCCCACAAGCCGAGGAUUUGUAUCUGGCUUGUCCUUUAGCCUUCUGCAUCUUUAUGAUUCGACUGGUUUUCGAAAGGUGGGUGCAUUCAGAAGUGAUAACCUUAUAUUGGUAUAACUGGAGAUAAUGUUGGGUUCGUUUAAUUUACAUGUAGUCAAAAGAAAGACUGUUUUAAAGAACAUUGUAUCGGGUAGGCUAUUGAAGCAUGUAUGCUCACACUGAAUUUCUAGACAAUGACAUGCACAUGAUGCGAUGUAUCAAGGAAUGUAACAUUGUAGCUUCUCUAUAGGCCUGUCUGUUACAUUGUAACAAUGCUUCUAUGAGAUAUUAAUAAUGUGUCGGAGCAAUAGAGCUGCAUUUGGAUAUUAAUUAUUUUCUCCAUAAUGAGAGACAUGCUGGCCUAGCAUCCACGUUGCAAGUUGCAGCUGUCAAUAGGAGGCAAGGACGUUAUUCGAGUCAUGCUCGUCUAAUUUAGCCUACUAUUGACCUUGUAAGGGUCUGUGAUGCCUAUGUCUUGAUGGUGAUCAGUGUUGAGCUUCAUGUUGUUGUUGUAAGCCUGCCUAUCCCAAUUGUACAUAGUCUACCAGGCUAAGUGUUGAUGCUAGACUGGUACACCACUCAGCCACAUGGGAUGCUCUGUACAAUAGACCACAGACAUCAGUAGGAAACAGACAGACUUCCACAGCAGUGUCUCAACAUUGCCUAAUACUACACUCUUUAUAACGGCUCAUCGUGAUAUGGCAUAUAGGUGUCUGAUUUUAGAUUUGUGUGCAUUCGUCAGUAGGCUACAGUUGAAAUCUAUUUUAGUGUAGGCUACAUACAUGUCACUGAUUGGCUACAUGUCAUAAGGUCAUCCUGCUGUCACAACCACCACCGUGACAGUCACAAUGGAACUUUUACAUAGAAAUAUGUGUGCUGUAUAAGUCUUCAUGGGACAGUUGAGAGGCUUGUUGUUAAAUGUAAAUGUCCUUGAUUACUGAUGAUAUGACCUAUAAAAUAUGGUUUGAUUAUGAUUGCACUAAUAGGCCAAACAAAAGUGAAGACUGUGGUUCCUGCUGUGAAGUGUUCCUAGACCAAGAUGUUUGCUUUUUAAUUGUAGAUUAUACACACAGCUUGCUUAUGCAUACACAAGCCUCACAUUUACUAUUAUCGGACAAGGGCAUCUAUGAUACUAUUUGCUAAAACAACAUAUUGUAGUACUGGAUUAGUGUCCAUUGAAUCUGCCAACAACUGCUGUUGCCCUUAUGUUGCCUCUCACUGAAGAUAACACUACCUCUUUCAAUGGCAGCUAGAGUUCUAAACUAUAUUUAUACUGAGUCAGUGUUCACAAUUCACUUUUAAGGCAGGCUUUAACAGAUAAGGUUUUUAUUGCUAAAACUGAAACGUUGUGAGGCAUAACAUUUCCUCAUGAAAGGUCUGUUUAUGGUGAUCAGAUUAGAUUUUCUGAUUGCUGACGACACUUCAUUUGCAGAGUAAGGACUUUUUAUGAAUAGACCACUAGACUGCUAAUAUCUCUCUCUCUCUCUCAGCUGUCUGCACAUGGACAUUUCAUCUUGAUCUUGGCAUACACUUCCAGCAGUUUAAUCUUCCAUAACCCUUUGUCCAUUAAUGUGACUGUUACUCAAUCAUAUAGCUUCAUGAUGCCAUCUUUCAUUUAUACAGUUGUUAAAUUUAGCCAAAUUCUUAUAUUGUAAAUUGCUGACAAUGUAUACUGAAAUAAUAAUUCAGCAAUUCACACAUUGUACUUAUAGUUGGAUAAGAUUUUGAAGCUUUGAGAUUUAUUUUUAACAACUGGUUGUCAAUAUUGUCAAUGUGUCUGCCAUGAUUGUCCCCAUUUAUCACGAUCAAAACACUUUUCUGCUUAACAACAAUUAGUUGAUGAUGAUACAGUACCCACUGUGAGAAUAUUUUGAUAUUUUUGUGUUAUUCUUUGUAGGUUUAUUGCCAGACCAUGUGCCUUGGGUCUCAAGAUACAAGCCAAUGGACCACAGAAAGCCCAGCCCAAUGCCAUUUUGGAGAAGGUGUUCACUGCUAUCACCAAGGUAAAAAAAAAAGUAGUUCCUGAUUUUCCACUGGAACUAUGUGAUACAUUUGUUUGCAUUUUAGUGCUGAUAACAUACUGUAGAUUAAAAUCAGUCUCUUUGCAAAAGGCAUUGUAUUCAGGUUGAGUCCAGAAAGCAAGACAUCAUGUUUGAAAGUAUUUGUGCCUUGUUCUAUUGAUGCACCAUGGUUAUUAUUAGCUCAGAAAGGGAUGGAGGUCCUUUAACAAAUGCUCAGAUUCACAUACUGAGCAAUUUAGCAGACUAGCUCCACACAAGGUAGACAUCCUCAGUCAUUGUACAUCCUCAGAAAUGGAAACAAAGGUGUGUCCUCUCAGCUUCUUUUCAGGUGAUCCCAUAGUUUCACUUAGUGCUGGGGAAAAAAUCGAUACAGUUACAUAUCGGGGUAUUAUUUUUGAUGUAUCGUUUUUACAAUAUCGCAAUAUUAUUUUUGCGCUAGUUGGCUGUACUCGCACCAAAACCCCAGUAUUUUUCCUUCAUAGCUUGUUCUCCAUCUUCUUUUUAAAUAGGGAGCCAAUUUGUUUUCAGCACUUUUAUUUCCAUGAUUGAUCAAAAAUUGUUUUCUCAUGACUCUCUCUUUUCCCUCUGCAGCAGACAUAUGGUGAGCAAUGUGUUUGGAACAUCAAAUCGCAAUAAAAUCACAGUAUCGAAUCGCUAUACAUAUCGUAUCGGCACCUAAGUAUUGUCAUAAUAUCAUAUUGUGAGGUCCCUGGAAAUUCCCAGCCCUAGUUUCACUACCCCAUAGUGCAUCAUGCUGAUGAAACGUUAAGACAUUGAUUGCCUUUGAUUUCAGCGAAUAUCAAGCCUGUUUUAACUUCAUUUUAACUUCAGACAUGUCACACCUUUCCCACAAUAAUGACAGCUUUGUUAACAGUCAGGUGUCUGGAUCUUGUGUUUGCUAGCAUCCAGAUGAGAAGAGGUUGGAGGGCCUGUCCAAACAGCUGGACUGGGAUGUGCGGACCAUCCAGCGCUGGUUCCGACAGCGCAGGAACCAGGAGAAGCCCAGCACGUUGGCUCGCUUUUGUGAGAGCAUGUAAGAGAUCUCGACAGCUUCAGAAUGCCACUUAUUAUGACUAAUAUAAACACAUGUAAAAAACUAUUUGCCCCCUUUCAAAUGUUCUCUACUUUUGCAUAUUUUUGAUACUGAAUGUUAUCAGAUAUUCAACCAAAACAUAAUAUUAGAUAAAGGGAACCUGAUGAACAAAUAACACAACAAUCACAUACUUAUUUCAUUUAUUUAAUAAACAAAGUUUUGCAAUACCCAAUGCCCCUGUGUGAAAACGCUAUUCAAAUCGAAUCAAAUUUUAUUUGCCACAUGCGCCGAAUACAACAGGUGUAGACAUUACCGUGAAAUGCUUACUUACAGCCCUUAACCAACAAUGUGUUUACUUUAUAAAAAGUAAAAUAAAACAACAACAACAAAAAAGUGUUGAGAAAAAAAGAGCAGAAGUUAAAUAAAAUAAUAGUUGGGAGGCUAUAUACAGGGGGGUACCGGUGCAGAGUCAAUGUGCGGGGGCACCGGCUAGUUGAGGUAGUUGAGGUAAUAUGUACAUGUGGGUAGAGUUAAAGUGACUAUGCAUAAAUAAUUAACAGAGUAGCAGCAGUGUAAAAAGAUGGGGUGGGGGUAGGGGGGCAGUGCAAAUAGUCCGGGUAGCCAUGAUUAGCGGUUCAGGAGUCUUAUGGCUUGGGGGUAGAAGCUGUUGAGAAGUCAUUUGGACCUAGACUUGGCACUCCGGUACCGCUUGCCGUGCGGUAGCAGAGAGAACAGUCUAUGACUAGGGUGGCUGGAGUCUUUGACAAUUUUGAGGGCCUUCUUCUGACACCGCCUUGUAUAGAGGUCCUGGAUGGCAGGAAGCUUGGCCCCAGUGAUGUACAUGGCCGUACGCACUACCCUCUGUAGUGCCUUGCGGUCGGAGGCCGAGCAGUUGCCAUACCAGGCGGUGAUGCAACCAGUCAGGAUGCUCUCGUAGGUGCAGCUGUAGAACCUUUUGAGGAUCUGAGGACCCAUGCCAAAUCUUUUCAGUCUCCUGAGGGGGAAUAGGUUUUGUCAUGCCCUCUUCACGACUGUCUUGGUGUGUUUGGACCAUGAUAGUUCGUUGGUGAUGUGGACACCAAGGAACUUGAAGCUCUCAACCUGUUCCACUACAGCCCUGUCGAUGAGAAUGGGGGCGUGCUCAGUCCUCUUUUAUUUCCUGUAGUCCACAAUCAUCUCCUUUGUCUUGGUCACGUUGAGGGAGAGGUUGUUAUCCUGGCACCACACGGCCAGGUCUCUGACCUCCUCCCUAUAGGCUGUCUCAUCGUUGUCGGUGGUCAGGCCUACCACUGUUGUCGUCGGCAAACUUAAUGAUGGUGUUGGAGUCGUGCCUGGCCAUGCAGUCAUGGGUGAACAGGGAGUAUAGGAGGGGACUGAGCACGCACCCCUGAGGGGCCCCCGUGUUGAGGAUCAGUGUGGCAGAUUUGUUGUUACCUACCCUUACCACCUGGGGGCGGCCCGUCAGGAAGUCCAGGAUCCAGUUGCAGAGGAAGGUGUUUACUCCCAGGAUCCUUAGCUUAGUAAUGAGCUUUGAGGGCACUAUGGUGUUGAACGCUGAACUGUAGUCAAUGAAUAGCAUUCUCACGUAGGUGUUCCUCUUGUCCAGGUGGGAAAGGGCAGUGUGGAGUGCAAUAGAGAUUGCAUCAUCUGUGGAUCUGUUGGGGCGGUAUGCAAAUUGGAGUGGGUCUAGGGUUUCUGGGAUAAUGGUGUUGAUGUGAGCCAUGACCAGCCAUUCAAAGCACUUCAUGGCUACAGACGUCAGUGCUACGGGUAGUCAUUUAGGCAGGUUAUCUUAGUGUCCUUGGGCACGGGGACUAUGGUGGUCUGCUUGAAACAUGUUGGUAUUACAGACUCAGUCAGGGACAUGUUGAAAAUGUCAGUGAAGACACUUGCCAGUUGGUCAGCACAUGCUCGGAGUACACGUCCGAGUGACGCACCGAGUCACUGGUGCUUCCUGCUUUAGUUUUUGCUUAUAAGCAGGAAUCAGGAGGAUAGAGUUAUGGUCAGAUCUGCCAAAUGGAGGGCAAGGGAGAGCUUUGUAUGCCCCCUUACACUCAAUAACUGGUUGUUGAUCAGUCUCACGUUGCUGUAGAGGAAUUUUGGCCCACUCUUCCAUGCAGAACUGCUUUAACUCAGCUACAUUUGUGUGUUUUCAAGCAUGAACUGCUUGUUUCAAGUCCUGCCACAACAUCUCAAUUGGGAUUAGGUCUGGACUUUAAAAAAACACAUUUGAAGUUUUGGAAUGGCCUAAUCAGCCAUUUUCAUGUCGAUUCGAUUGUGUGUUUUGGAUCAUUGUCUUGCUGCAUGACCCAGCUGCGCUUCAGCUUCAGCUCACAGACGGAUGGCCUGACAUUCUCCUGCAGAAUUCUCUGAUACAGAGAAUAAUUCAUGGUCCCUUCUAUUAAGGCAAUUCAUCCAGGUCCUGAUGCAGCAAAGCAUCCCCAAACCAUCACACUACCACAACCAUGCUUGACCGUUGGUAUAAGGUUCUUACUGUGGAAUGCAGUGUUUGGUUUUCGCCAGGCAUAGUGGGACCCAUGUCGUCCAACUACAGGAAGCAUUUGGUUGCAGUCAUUGCAACUAAAGGUGGCACAACAAGUUAUUGAGUAUAAGGGGGCAAUACUUUUUCACGCAGGGGAAUUGGGUGUUGCAUAACUUUGUUAAUUAAAUAAUUAAAAUAAGUAUCAAUUUUUCCUGUUAUUUGUAAACUCAGGUUUCCUUUAUCUAAUAUUAGGUUUUGGUUGAAGAUCUGAUAACAUUCAGUAUCAGAAAUAUGCUAAAAUAGAGAAAAUCAGAAAGGGGGCAAAUACUUUUUUACGGCACUGUAUAUGCACAUUUGUUCAGUGGAACAGAUUUAGGUGUGGAUACAUAGACUUUCCAGUCCUUGCUAUUAGAGGGACAGACAGUCUUUCCUGUCUGGAGGGAUAUCUACUAGUUGAACAGGCCUGUCAGAGUGGGCUCAUGCCUGUCACCACUGGAGCCAGGCUGGCAGUGGGAGAAGCAGCGAGGCACAGAGUGGGUCUCUGAGGUUGUUCACUCAGGAGCUCACGGUUGAAGGAACUCGCUGCUUAGACGAUUGGCGCGGUCAUUAUUUGAUCUUCAAAGAGAAAUAUCAGAUUCAGUUUGUCAGUGUGAAAGUACCAUGGUUCAGCAACUGCCAACUGGAUUCAGUUACUUUGGUGGAACAAAAGAAGUAAGACGUCUCACAAAAGCAUAGCCUCUAUGCAACUAGAGCAAAUCUGUACCUGUUUUCUCAAUAUCUUCUGCUAAAAUUAAAUCAAGGAAGCAACAGUGUCACAACUGUUGUCCCUACAUUUUAAAUAUAUGUAGUGUUGUGUCUGUAGGCGGAAUGGAGUGGACAGACUCAGAAUGGAUUGGAUGCCUGAUUGGUUUCUCUGUUGUCUCAGUAGCAUGCAAUUUCCUAAACCAAACCAGCCACACUCGUCUCAGCAGUACUCCUACUGUAAUUAGUGCCUUGUAUGCAGCUGUUUGGGUUUGAUAGGACGCUGUGGUCUCAGACACUUCAGGAUGGCCAAGGUGAGGCCACUGUUCCCUUUUUCAUUAUGCUAACAAAGAGAGACACAUUUAGACUGGAGACAGCAGAGCCCAAAGACGCUGCACACAGUUAUUUAUUUUGUAGCUAGUUUUAUCCGGCCUGUCUGGUCCCCAGUCCCCAGUGGGGCAAGUGCUUUGUUUUCGACCACAGUGCUGGUUGUCUGAACUGAUCUGCCUCCAUCCCUCCAUGGUCCUCUGUGGUUCAAUUCUGUCAGGAAGAAAUUAACCAAAGGUAGCAGAUUAUAAUCUGCUGAGCCUUUAAAGACAAAGCUCAUAUUUGUGUUUUGUAAGCUAGAAUGUCAGGAAUGUCCUAAUACACACAUUUUGAGGGACAUAAAUAUUUGCAUUCACUUAUGACAAUAUUUAUGAUAAAGCAGCAAGGCACCAUGUGAUAACUGUCUCUGCAGAAUACAAUGGAACUGCGCAAUGAUUGAUAACAUCUAAGUGAAUCAUCAUGCUUUCAUGGCUUGAAUGCAACAACAUGUUAUAAAGCGACAGGACCAUGUACCAUUUGGUCACCAGCAAAAUUAUAUUUAGAGAAAGUAGUUGUGAGUCAUAGUAAUUGUACAUAAAUAGCACCAGGCCCGGUCCUGGCCGUUGUGCCGCCCACCUAUCCCCGUAAAAGUAAAAUAGUGUAGCCUAUAGUGCCGGACUAUUUGAUCGGAUAUCGUGCAUGAUUUUCUAUUUAAAGUGUCUGUCUCAUAACAUUGUUAUAAAUAUGGUCUCCAGUCUGUAGGCUACAGAAAAACCAAAUAUGCUACUAGUCUUUCUACUAUAGGCUACAUGAUUUAUGUUAGAUGACUUGAGUGUUGUUGGAGUGCCGCAGCACUGUCGCUCUCCAACAGCACCCUGGAGAGGCACGAUGGGCAUGGACAAGAAACAUAUUUUGCACCCCUGACUUUGGCAAAGUGGGCACUGCUUAUCAUGGGGCGGCAUCAGCGGUCACCUAAAUAGCCCAUAUGAUAUACUGUAUAUACGUUUUAAUUGUUUUGGGGCAGAAUUAUGUGAGAUGCUGUUGGAGUUGCGUCUUGGUCAGUUUAGCUUCCUAAUGGUAGGGCCUGCCCUGAAUAGCGCAGCGCUAGGAGCACACUCUUUUACAGUGUUUGAUUAACCAGUUGCCAAGCAACCAUCUUCUUGACCUAUCAUUAGGUAAAUGAGUCCACCUCAUUUGUUUUUACAAUUAAUAAAGCACAGAGAGCAAAAGUUUGAUUAUUUGAAUUCCAUGUAUGAUAGACUUUCUUCUCAUUCAAAUAUAAAAAUAUGUUCUAUUUGUAACCAGAGCACAGGUAAAGUCUCUAUGUACUGUGAUCACUGACAUUUGAUACCUCAGAGAUUCUUUGCCUCAGAAAAAGGACAACAUGGAUUUGCUGUAGUUUAUUCGUCAUUGCAAAGGCUACUGUGGUGUGUUUUCUGUCUAUGGCUGUCAAAAAGACUUACUUCUUGUAAGGCCAGCUAAAGCUACCCACACUAAAACCACCUGGAUGGAAGCACAACUCCCAGUGUCACACAGCAUGAUCAGCAUUUGUAAAGUUCCCCCUCUGAGGCCAGUCAGUGACAGUAUGUGAGCGGAGCUGGAGCGGAGAGAGGAGCGGAGCGUGCCCAAUUUGACUGAAGCGUGGAGCGAGAUUCCCAAAGGCUGGCGCGUCGGCCUUCUUGCCCGCUCCAAUUUCGCUCCAGUAGCGCUCACUUCACGAGCUCAGGGCAUGCCUGGCCCAGCAUGCAUUUGUAGUCUACUUAUGUGCUGCGAUAGCACCUUGCUUUAGCUAUGGUCAUGUAGUUCGCAAAAUAUUUUCAUAAAGAAAUGGAUAAAACACACACGUGCAAAAUCAAGGUGACUUACAAAGAUGAGGACCAAGAGCUAGAGAGGGAGUGCGGUGAUGUAGUGUCCACAACUAAAGAAUCAUUGUGGAAUCUGAAAAUACACAUAUCCCGAAAGCACGAUGGUGUACUUACUACGUGCACAUGCUAAAAGAAAGGAACGAGGUGGGUAGCUAAUGAAGUGUGUCAUUGUAGAAAAGUAUUUAUAAACUCAAAAUCAGAUCUCUUAAAAGUUUCCUUCAUUUAUGUUAUAUUAUCUAUACAAUAGGCCAUAAUUGAUGUUGGUCCAAUAGGCCUGGCAUAUUCCAACUUUCAAGGAGCUUUCCGUUUUGAUUGGGGUAUUUCGCCCCCCCCCCCCCCCCCUUUUUUUUUUUUUACAACUCUGCAUCCAAAAAGGGUGUUUAGCAUCCCCAGUGGCUAUGCAAGCAUGGAGAGGAUAUUCUCAGCUGCUGGCCUGCUCUCCAGGCACCAUCGCAUGAGCCUGACGCCACAGACUCUGGCCAAACUUGUGUUUCUAAAAAUGUAUUCAAAGGCACUGUAGACUCAGCCUAAUAAGGUAGUUUUCAUUGAAUUUGUAUUUAAUUCGAAAGUAAGUCACAGCCUAUAUGCACAAUUUAUAGACUAUAAUGAUUUAAUACAACAAAAUGUUGUUUAAAUGCUGAGCGCUUAAUGUCCCUGACUCCCUACCAGCCUAGUGUGUCGCACAUGCAAAUGCUUCACAAUGUAUUUCUUUGUAGACUAUAGCCUUGAAAUAAUAUAGCCUAAAUGAUUUUUGUUCCUUCUUAGGCUCACUGUCUGGCUCCUGACCUAUUUAUAGUGUUUUUAUUCUGUUUAAUAUGACAUGUAGCCUAUUUGAAAUUAUGAGCACUUCUUACAAUCACCUUUUCAUGUUUAUUAAAAUACUUUUCAUUCAAAUUAUAUGGUUUGGUUUCAAUACUUCAAAACCAAGUGGUAGGUCCAGGUAGUCACAAAAAUAGAUGUUGGGUGUGGUUAAAUUGUGAUUUUAAGGAAUGGAGUGUUUUUUUAGCGGAGCGCCGCUCCAUGAGCGAUGAGCAGGAUUUCCGACCAGUCAACUCCGCUCACAUACUCUGGUCAGUGACUAUUCGGUUCAUACAACAUCCCUGUCACACCAUGCUAGUCAGAGUUGGAACUUCCUGUCUCUGAUUUGUGGCCUGGUACAUGAUGGGUAUUCCUGUGUGCUGCUGUGACUGUGUGAAACCAGAGUACACCUGCAGCUGACAGGCUGUUUCACCUGUGAGAGGCCAUAUUAAUGGCAAGACUCAGUCUUGAAUUAUUGAUGCAAUUUGUCAUCGUUACGAACCAGAAAAGAAAAUCUGUCUUAGUCAAGAGUUUCUAUUAAAUAAUUCAUUUUUGUGAGAAAAAUAAAAAUAAUAUCAUUAGGAAACCCAGUAAUGUCUGACAAGGACGUGUGUUAGUUAUUGGCUAGCUCUCAGUCUGUUCCCAGUGCAGUAAUUAGUUGAUUGUUUUGGGCUGUGCAGCAACAGCGUCUCCCUGUUCAGCGUGGCUUUGAUCACUGAAGUGUCAACUGGAAACGUCUCAGUCUCUGCUCUGCCUGAGAGCUAUAGAAACCCAUGAUCACAGGAGACACUUUCCUAUUCAAUCAGUAUGCAGUUGUCGUGGGUACGUGCUGGGUUAUGUAAGACCAGAGCAGAGGUUGGGACUGGGAGUGCCUACCUCCCUCUGCCAUGCAGCAGUGCAGUGCGGUGGCGUCCGGGCUCCAGUGGAAGUGACUCACCAUGGAAUGCAGAUGCUGGGGUGUGAGAGCCCUGGCACUCCGGCCACUUCUCUGACAAGGCUAGCAGGCCUCAGGACAUAGUUCUAGAAUAUAACCUAGUCUCUGCCACUGGUUGAAUUCACACUUGUUACUCUUCUGUUAGGUUGAAAACUGAGUAGCUGAUCAAGAUGACUCUCGUGUCCACAGGCCUUUCCUUUCCAAAAGCUAUUUUCAUUUCAUUCUGUGACUUUUGAAAAUGAUUUAAAAUAUGGUACGUCUACUGUGUUCACCACUAAUUGGUCUAAGAAGUAAAAGCUCUGUUUACUAAAAGCAUCAGUGACUCAGUGCUUACAAUAAAAGGAAUUGUAGUCAGAUGAAUAGCGGAAAAUAAGAGACUGUUUGUUAAGAGGUGCAAGUGUGAUUUGAGCCUGUAUGCUGUCACGGUAUUGAACAAAGAGCCGGUGGCUUUCUUGGCUGUCCUUGGAUUGACCUCCCUCACAGGAGCUCAGACAUGGCCUCUCUUUGACAUUCCACAGAGGAUGCAUCUAAACCCAUAAUUGUGUUACUGACUGACGUUCUGUUCUCUUUGUUUUCUUCACAGGUGGAGAUUUACAUUUUACCUCUAUAUAUUUACCUACGGAGUGCGUUUCCUUAAAAAGGUGAGUGGGUUACUUUCCAAAAUCAUUUCAUUGAUGAAUACCAAACUGAAAACCUCUUUAUUCAGCACUUUCCGUAUUGAGGACACAUUCUUCAAAGAGGAGCUAUAACAGAACCUUGCACUCGAGGAUGUGUGGAGGAGGUUAGAUUUGAUGCAUCUUGCGGUGCAAGGAGUACCAACUGAAAAAGAAUGCACCUCUCAAACACUCCAACCAGUGAUCACUGAUAAAUAAUGGAUAGAUUUGCUCUCUGCACGGUAUCCAUAAUGCAGAUAUUAGUGUCUGUGAGCACAUGCACAGUUGAGAAACUAGUUCCCUGUCAACUACCACCUUCAGUCUAAUGCUGUUGUUACUCUAUGAUGAUAUAUAGAGGAAAUCACAUCCUCCGAGGGUAUCUCUUGUCUUUUAAUGUGUCUGUCUGACUCUGUGCUAUUGUGUAAUGUACUGAGGCCAGAAUACUUUUGAGUGUCUGUAGUAAUUGAAUGCUGCUGAUGCUGCCAUUGAUCUAGAAUAAUGAGUAAGGGUGGUGAAUAGGAGACAUUGCUGCGAGGAGAAUGUCUCAUUGCAAGAGCUUGCAUGACGAAGCACUUUGUGGAAUGAGUUCAUUCCCUUCAGCUGGGCCUAGUGAGUCCCUGGGGGGUAUUAAUAGCACAGGUCUACAGGGGAGAAGAUGCAAACUCAAUUGGCUUCCCUAUAAGUCGCCGUUUUGAUUUGAUUUGAUAUAAGUCGCAGUGUGAUGCAAAACUCGUCAUAACGGCUGUAUUUCUGCCUGCUUGAAGGACAAUAGCUCAGAUAUACAUGAAAACAUGAAAUGACCCCGGGAAUCGAUAGAACGUCGCUCAGAGAUGCACAAAAAUGAUAUAACAUUCAAAAUGGGUGAACCUUUCCUUUAAGUCUUACCAAGGUGAACCUUUAACUGUGUCAUAGCCCUCAUCAUCUCUCCUAAGCUCUAAGUUGAUACAGUAUGGGUGAUGAUUGAGUAACGACUCUGUAAUGUAGCUCAGUUGGCUUACUGGUCAUAUUCUGCAUUUUUCCACCAGACAACUAUGGAACUAUGUUCCUCCCUAAUGUAAGAGUGUGAGUUUGCACAUCAACUAAAGCAGAGUUAGCAUUUUUAAGUAGGUUACAUUUGUUUUGGUCCAGAAUCAUCUCUCGUUGAAGGCAAACAUACCCUGUGAGAGAUAAUGGCAAUAAGCAGCUCAUUACCCUGCCUUUGUAGUCUAGGUCCCUCUUGUGGCAAGACAUAAGACAGUCAAAACCACAUCCCCCAGUUCACUAGAGCAUUCAUCAUGUAGCCUGGGACCAGAAUUAACAUUCUCAGUCAUCCCCAGGCUAGUGCGUUCAUGAUUACUUUGCACUACUAGCGCACAGCAAAAGCUUGCUUUGAUUCAAUUAAGUUUCCCUUGAUGAAAAUACAAUCUGACAUGGAUACAUUCCCAAGGUUAUUGAUGUGCUGUAUUUUAAUCAAACAUUUAGUGUUGAGCCAGAGGCAACAUAGCAUUCAGGUGUGGGGAUCAAUAGCACUUUAUGAAUGUAAAUACACUUUUAAUUUGGGAACAGCAUAACAGUACAUUAAUAUUCUGUUCAUGUAUUGCCUCUGCAGACCCCAUGGCUAUGGAACACAAGAGAGUGCUGGUAUAACUACCCUUAUCAGGUAAUGUUUUCAUCAUGAAAAAAUUACCAAUGUUUUCUCUGUUUCAUUUUUGCUAAGCAACUUCUUUACACCUAUAACAGUUAUUGUAUUUGAAAGGUCUGUAAUACCUACAGUACGUUUGAUCUAACUUUGUUGACCUACGUGUGUAUUUUCACAGCCACUGACGGUGGACAUCCACUAUUACUAUAUACUGGAGCUGUCUUUCUACCUGUCCCUUCUGUUCUCCCAGUUCACAGAUAUCAGGAGGAAGGUAGGAUACCAAUUAAGUCAAUAGUUUGUUUAUCACAUUGCUUCCUCCAUAGAUAUUUGUUUGCAUAUGAUGUAACACCCAUUUCCUUUUAACCAAGGUAAUUAUGUUAAUAAUAAUACAAAAUAAAACUAAUAAUAGUCAUCUUUAACAAUAAAGCCAAUAUUAAGUCAGGGAAAAGGCUUCACAACGGUUUUAGAACAUUCAGAAACCAAAUGUGUUCUGAGUUUUUUCUCCUUUAUAAUCCUUUGUAUUGUUCAGCUCCAGCUUUGAUUUACACAGUAGUAAUCUCAGAGGGAAGCCCUAAUUAAUGUUGUCUGCACUUGCAUUCAGGCCUCCUCCGAUUGUCUGUUCCAUGACUUAGUUUUAUUUAAUCCCUGGGAGCGGUGCCUUUGCCCUGAUGUGGUCUAGUCUCUCUGCUCUGUGAAAUCACAGGCCUCUGAGAGGAGGAGAUGGAAUAGUGUUUGCUCAUAACUUUUAUGAGUAGGAUUUUCUGGCAGCCAUUCUAAACUGUUUUCCCCUCACAUUUGUUUUGGAGUGAGUCCUAUUUCAGUAUUCAGUUCCUAGAGUCUGCCGAUUUAUUACAUUUCUCCAUUAUUUUUUGAUUUCAGCGUAAUGUUUUUUGUUGUACCCGCUGAUCAAAACCGUCAUUAAGAAUUAAAAAGAUUAAUUGAAAUAUUUAAUAUUGAAUACGAAUGGUUUCAAGUUGUUGUUAAUAUCAGUGUGUGUUUUAGCCCUGGUUUAUCUGAGGUGAUUUUGUUAGUAGCUCAUGGUGAUUAUAUCAACUUCGUAACCUAGCCUCCCUCUCCACUUCAUCCUGAACGAUGUUUAAACACUAAUUGAGGGUCAAAUAAACAGCUGGGAUGACAUCAGGCCCAGUUUUCUCACUCACGCUUAAUCGCCAGACUAAAGAUAAAUAAUCCAUGGAACAGCCACCAUGGAAAAGAGUGCUGCAGAAUUCCUGAUGUGCACACAAUUCCUGUGUCUGUUCACACAUUUAAGACACUCACGUACACUGAGAAUACCAAACAUUAGGAACACCUUCCUAAUAUCAAUUUUGCCCUCAGAACAGCCUAAUUCAUCGGGACUUGGGCUCUACAAGGUGUUGAAAGCGUUCCACAGGGAUGCUGGCCCAUGUUGACUCCAAUGCUUCCCACAGUUGUGUCAAGUUGGCUGGAUGUCCUUUGGGUGGUGGACCAUUCUUGAUACGCAUGGGAAACUGAUGAACGUGGAAAAACCCAGCAAAGUUGCAGUACUUGACACGAACCGGUGCGCCUGGCACCUACUACCAUACCCCGUUCAAAUGCACUUAAAUAUUUUGUCUUGCCAAGUCACCCUCUGAAUGGCACACAUACACAAUCCAUGUCUCAAUUGUCUCAAGCCUUCAUCUACACUGAUUGAAGUGGAUUUAACAAGUGACAUCAAUAAGGGAUCAUGGCUUUCACAUGGAUUCACAUGGUCAGUCUAUGUCAUGGAAAGAGUUGUUCCUAAUGUUUUGUAUACUCAGUGUACACUCUUUCUAACACAUCGCGUACACAAGCUAUAAGACUUAUUUUACAGGUCAGGGCUCCUCCAUGUUUGAGCUGUCAGUAUUGCCUCUGCUUACAUUUUUUUCUUCAAUGAGCUAUGUUAUCUUCUUUAGCACUGUUGAGGGGUGUCAAGAACAAAGGGUACAAUAUAGGGGGGGGGGGGGGGGGGGGUGUAAUUAUAAAUACAGCAUGGGUAUAAGCUUUACGAUUUGAAUCAUCAAUCAAUCUUUUCAGUAUUUUUCCAAUUCAAAUCUGCAUCAACAGCCAUUCGUUUACAUUAACAUGUGUUAUUGUUUAUGGAGUUGCCACCUUGGCCGUGGUCUUUUCCAUAGUUCUUGUGGUUCACAGAAUGUCAAUUUGCAUGCCUCUCACCACAGGCAUAUGCCUACCUCUCUUCCUCCUCUCUCUGCCCCACCCUGUCCACUCCACAGCACACCUAACUCACUCACUCACUCACUCACUCAAUCACUCACUCACAGCUGUCCCAUGAUGCCAUGGUAUUUAUGCCCUCACCUCUCAUCUCUGUGUUGACUGUUGGCAUGUUGUCUGUUUUUGUUUCUCCUUUCAGUUUUUUCAUGCACAAAACCACGCAUUGAGGAGGUCCUCUGCACCCCCUGCCAAUUCCAGUAUGUUCCCUGCACUCUAUUUUGCCAUGCUUCCAUUCUGCAUUUCACACCACUGCUCUUCCUCCUCCUCCUCCUCAUCCUCCUCCUGCUCUGGGCCGGUUGCUCUGCUGCUGUCCUGCUGUACUGAUCCUCAUCAACCUCGUGGUGCACAGGAAGGCUCUCCCAUGUCAUCCACAUCCAGCCACAGCCUCACUCAUCAGGACAUCGCAACCAGGCUAGCUUUAACUAGACUAGACUGAUUUAAUACAGACUAAUCUAGACUGACUAGAGGCAACCUUAGUUGUAGUACAUGUAGACCCCAUCUCUUUUUGUACAUUUUUUCCAGAUGUGAUUCUCCUACUCAGUCAUGUGUGAAAUAAAUUACUGUCAGUCUACUGAAGUACAGUUCUGUGAAAAAGUAUUUGCCCCCUUUCUAAUUUUCUCUACUUUUGCAUACUUCUGAUACUGAAUGUUAUCAGAUCUUCAACCAAAACCUAAUAUUAGAUAAAGGGAACCUGAUUGAACAAAUAACACAACAAAUACAUACUUAUUUCAUUUAUUUCAUAAACAAAGUUAUGCAACAUCCAAUGCCCCUGUGUAAAAAAGUAAUUGCCUGGUUUUCGCCAGAAAUAAUGGGACCAAUGUCAUCCAACAAGUUAUACUUUUUGUUUCAUCUGUCCAUAGAACAUUCUUCCAAGAGUCUUGAUGAUCAUCCAGGUGCUACCAGGUGCUUUUUGACAAAGUUGAGUCAACUUUUUGGACGAGAUGGGUCCCAUUAUGUCUGGCGAAAACCAAACACUGCAUUCCACAGUAAGAACCUUAUACCAACGGUCAAGCAUGGUGGUGGUAGGUUGAUGGUUUGGGGAUGCUUUGCUGGACCUGGACGACUUGCCUUAAUAGAAAGAACCAUGAAUUCUGCUCUGUAUCAGAGAAUUCUACAGGAGAAUGUCAGGCCAUCCAUCUGUGAACUAAAGCUGAAGCGCAGCUGGGUCAUGCAGCAAGACAAUGAUCCAAAACACACAAUCAAGUCUAUAUGAAAAUGGUUAAAAAGCAACAAAUUUGAAGUUUUGGAAUGGCCUAGUCAAAGUCCAGACCUAAUCCCAAUUGAGAUGUUGUGGCAGGACUUGAAACAAGCAGUUCAUAGUUGAAAACCCACAAAUGUCGCUGAGUUAAAGCAGUUCUGCAUGCAAGAGUAGGCCAACAUUCCUCCACAGUGAAGUGAGAGACUGAUCAACAACUACAGGAAGCAUUUGGUUGUAGUCAUUGCAGCUUAAGGUGGCACAACCAGUUAUUGAGUGUAAGGGGGCAAUUACUUUUUCACACAGGGGAAUUGGGUGUUGCAUAACUUUGUUAAUUAAAUAAAUAAAAUAAGUAUAUAUUUUUUGUGUUAUUUGUAAACUCAGGUUCCCUUGACCUAAUAUUAUGUUUUGGUUGAAAAUCUGAAAGGGGGCAAAUACCUUUUCACGGUACUGUAGAUGAGAAACGAAGGUGAGUCCCGCAUUCAGAGAAACAACAGAAUUGUUGACACAAAUCAAAAGCAGAUGGGAGGGAAGUUGAAUUGCACAGCAUAUACAGUAUGGCCGUUUACUGAGUGUAGUGUUUACAAAGAGUCAAUGUCCUUGUCAGCAUGUCACCAUCGAUGUUCUGAUUAGUGUGCAGCCAGCAAGUGUACAAGGGGCUGAGGAGUCCACUUAUCCAGUGUGAGCACAAAGAAUACAGCAGCAGUCAUACUCUCUGCAUGACGCAGAGGUUUUCAUAAAACCCAUAUGCUGUACAAGUCCCCUUGCUAUGAGUCACAUGAUAGAGAGCUGUGAAUGCUUUCUCCCUCUGCCAUUGUGUGACAUGACUAUGACGCCUGUGUCCCCCAGGACUUCCUGAUCAUGUUCCUGCACCACCUUGCGACAAUCACCCUCAUCACCUUCUCCUACGUCAACAACAUGGCUAGAGUGGGCACACUGGUCAUGUGUCUUCACGACGCCGCCGACGUCCUGAUGGAGGUGAGUAGAGACAUGGGACUCGUUCAGCGAGGCACAACGUUGUGGAACUUUCAGAUGGAAAUAUGUUUUGAAGAACAAACAUGUCAUUUAUAUUCACAACUUUUCUAUCUGCUGCGUUCCACAACGUUUGCCUACUGAAAGUGGCCCUGAUGUGUGUUCUUCACACCCCAUGGACAUGGCUCCUGUGGUUCUUUUGUGGUUGUUUUAGAAUCACACGCAAGCCAUCACACAGUGAGGUCAAUGAGCACAGUAGCUAUCGGGGGAAAUCGGCCAUCUGUAGAUUUCAACUAUGUACUGCUAAAAAAACUAUUUCAGUGUAUAAAAAAGAUACGGUGGAUGCAACAUCCAUGUUUGUUUUUUGUAUUGUGAAUUAUGCCAUUAGUAAUAAUUUUGCAUGUGAACAUGCAUCUGUGACUUCUGUUGCAGGUUGCCAAAAUGGCCAACUAUGCCAAGUGCCAGAGACUUUGCAACCUCCUGUUUGUCAUGUUUGCAAUGGUCUUCAUCAGUUCCAGGUUGGGUGUCUAUCCUGUCUGGUAAAGAUGCUUUGUCUCUACAUCGAAUGAAUGCAUCCCAAAUGGCACCCUAUUCCCUAUGGGCACUGGUCAAAAGUAGUGCACUAUGUAGGGAAUAGGGUGUCGUUUGGGACACAGACAAUGUCUUCAUUGUGAAAAUCUACAGCUCAAUUGAAACGAUGGGCUCGAGUGUCUUGUGUGCGGUCAGUUAACACAUCACUUUAUCUGAGAAUGUUUGUCUCUAUGCAUCUUAUCUGUCUCUGUCUACAGGAGGCAUGAAUGCACUGUAGAUCUCAGAAUAUUGACACUUUCCAAAUGGGCUUUGCAAUUUUGCCAUGAAGGUUUUCAUUUUAUACAGGUCUUGGUGUGUUUUGUUGCUUAGUAAUAGUUACUAUGGAUACUACAGCCACAAUAUAGACAUAUCUUCUCCAGUAAAGAGAGAGGGGGGAUAAGAUGAGAGAUUGACCAUUAUUUUUAGAUCAAUUAUUUGACAUACAUUCUAGACUGGAAUCUAAAAUUACACAUUAAAUGUACACAUUGAAAACAUCAAUUAACUACCUCUUUAUGUUAUUAUGGUCUGUGUCAUUUCCUAUCAAUACCAGAUAGUUUAGUUUUUUCAUAUUGGACUUCCAAUUAGAUAAUGAAUUUGUAUUGUACUGGGAUGUUUUUGAUGUGUCAUCAGUGCCAGGGCAUCCUACCUUGAGAGAGAAGCAGUAGAAAACCAGUCAUAGUCCUGAAUACAUGAGCACCAUCUUACUGUGUGAUGUCCUUGUCACACUCAGCAGUACCGUCAAUGUAAGAAGGGAAAAGGGACAUGAUUUACUAUCCUGCUCUGAGACGACACCCCAACUUUAUCAACCUAAAAUAUAUUUCCUUUGAGGCCACACUCGAGGAUAGAGCUGUUGAUAACCAGGUCAAAAUGACAAAUUACUCUCUAUUCUGGAGAUAUUAAAUCAUAACCAUCUACAGUGCAGUGCUCUGUCUCUGUAGAAAGGUUGCUUUUGAAUAGUGCCUGUAAAUCAUUUAGAAAUGUCUUAUUCAAAGAUUUCCUCUCGUCAUGUGGGUUGUACAGUAUAUCACAGUGCAGGCAGAGUGCACCACAACAGCCACAAAGGUGGCAUUACUGCAUAGCUGUUGCCAUGGCUUCAGUAUCAGCAGGAUUCAUACCAUGUACAGUUAUUGGUCCAGCAAUAUCUCUACCUUCACUGAAAUAGCUCAAUCAUAUCAAGCUAUACUUUGCUAUCACUAAUUGAAUAAUCCUCUCUGUCUGUCUGUCUCUCUCUCUUGUAGGAUUUUAAACACUACCUUGUUUGAGAGCUGGGAGAUCGUGGGGCCGUACCCAUCCUGGUGGGUGUUCAAUCUGCUGCUGAUCCUGCUGCAGUUCCUGCACUCCUUCUGGUCCUACCUCAUAGUGAAGAUAGCCUGUCGAGCCAUAUCCAGAGGAAAGGUGAGAGACAAGUCAGAGGUCCCUCCUCUCUGACCUUCUCCUCCAAUGGCUUUUGAGAAGGAGGCGAGAAGAGAGGAUGUGAGGAGUCAAGGAAAUGCAAUUGAGAUUCUCCCCCAGUUCACAUUGACAGGGUCCCAAAUGGCACCCUAGUCCCUAUGUAGUGCACUACCAUUGACCAGGGCCCAUAGGGAAUAGGGUGUAAUUUGGGAAGCAGUCUCUGUCAUAUUGUUAUACAGUAAUGCUUUGCGAGAGGACCAACUUUAUGUAGUUAAAGUCAUUCUCAUUAUGUAUGUAAUUUAGAAUUUAGUACUACCAUGUUACUUUUUGUAAUUGUGGAUGCAAAGCAUUGGGAAAAUCUUCGCACUCAAGCUCACCAUACAUGUACUGUACUACAGGAGCUUUUCACUAAACUGUUUUGUUGUCAAUAGCCUUCAUUGAUUUGACUUUUCUAUCCCUUAUGCUAACCUUUCAACCAAGGUGGGGAAGUGGAAUCCUUUACAUGUAAGUAGUAGAAUAUAAAGAGGAUAAACUUAUUUGUGUAUUAUUGUCACAUGCUAUCUCACUAACAAAUCACAAUUACAGAUUGUUCUGAAACGCAAGCCGUCCCUUUAGUUUUUAUUGACGUUUUCCUCUUAUUUGUAAAAUAAGGAAACCAAUAGCAAUGGCCAAUCGCUUGUACUUCCUCUGUCAUGACAUCAGAUUGUAUAUGAGCUGUUCUAACAGCACCUGCAACUCUCCACAGGUGUCGAAAGACAACCGCAGUGACAUUGAGUCCAGCUCUGACGAGGACAACAGUCCUCCGCCCGCUCCUGUUCAGAAGCACCACAACAGCACCACCAACGGGACCAAUAAAGCCCAUGGGACCAACGGGUACCUGUCAGCAGGGGCCCCGUGUCCAGACGAACACUGACUGCCACUAUGAGACAUUACAAGCACUGGAGCAAAGCUGCAGACACCAUUCAUAGAUACUACAUGUGUGCCUGUGCGAUAUGAACAACAUUGCCUGUCUGGUACUGGAAGUUCUUAAUAGAAAUCUGUGAAUGCAGUUCCGUUUUCUGUUUGAUUAUUUCCAUGUUUCCCGUUUCAUUUUAUUCUCUUUCUCUAUAUUUGCAUCAAACUGCACUCAAUGAAAUAUCAAAGCACUCCUGUUGGUACAGCCCACUCUCUGUUUAGCCAAUGAAUGAAAGCAUUCCACUAUUAUUGAAAGCAUGCUGUUUAAAAAUAGUCUUGACAGGCGUACUGGGGGUGGUUAAUUAUGUUAGUGUUUUUAUGUUAUUUAUUUUUUAUAGAUUUAUGUUUUCAAAUUAUUGUCAACAUGUCUCAAUUACUUUAUUGUCAGUGUUAAGAUUGGCUAAUUAUGAACCAAUCCAUAGUGCUCAUCAGUUCACUAUUCCAUCAACAGGUAGACACAUUACAGUAUGAGUCAUGUCAUUGGCAAAAUGCUAAACACCUGGAUUUGCUUUCAAUGCUGCACCCCCCUACACAUGUCAAAACUGUGACUGAAUUUGUUUGGCUCACAAAGUAAUAGUAAUGUGGUCCCACAACAAUGCAAUAUGGGAAAUAAAAACAAACAUUCUCCAUCCAUAAGCUGUAAAUGAGAUAUCAGUAAAAUAUUAUGUGUGUGUGCAAAAAUAUGGGCCAUGCUAUAUUUUAAAUUAAAGCAUUUUGUUAUAAGUAUUCUACAACAUUUCUGGUAAGUAUUUUUACUAAAUGUUCAUGGCCCUCUUGGAAGACAGAUUAAGGUAUUAAGCGAUGAUUCAAUUAUAACCCAUGACGAUAUUAAAGAUUGCAAGUCAGAAAGUAUGUUUGUCGAUCUGAUUAAUUUCAAUUAGCAGGUAGUGUACAUACUUGUUCUUGUGACAAGCAACUAAGUAAUAUUUGUAGAUUACAGAAUUGGAAUUUAAUGGAAUGUCGUAAAUUGACUAAUGAAUGUAAAUUAUUUGUAUCUCUUAAAACUUUGAUAACCACUCAACGUCAAGUGAAUAAUGAACGUGAUUGCAUUUCAUAAAUGAAUCAUGACCAUGAAUCCUUGCGAUUGAUAUUCAUUCAAGAAUGCUUUCGGUACAAUGCCAUUGUUUUAAAAAUAAAUGUCAUUCAUCUUGCUAAUCCAGUCUCAUACAUUAUCAUUUAAAUAUGAAAAAUGUAAAUAUAACUAGAUGUAGUGUAUAUUGAAUUUAAAGUAGCAUUUGUUUUUCAGAGAAAAACAAUAGCUCUUCAGGUGCCCAUGUAAUUUCUCUAUGAACUUGUAGUGACUAAUAUGAAUCAUCCAAGGACACAUGGAUAGACUAGGAAGUGUAUUGUGUAGGUCUCUAAUGCAGUAUCAUCUUAAUGCUGAGCAUUGUGGCAAUGUAUUUACCACCGUCUCUCCUUCCCCAUUGUUGAUGUGAAGAGAUGAUAUAAUACUUUAUUGGCAGUAUUAUAAACGCCUGGGUUUACUCUGCCCGCAAGAAAGGGAACGUUUUGAAGAGGUAAGGGACUGUACGUUAUUUACACUUAACAGAAAUAUAAACUCAACAUGUAAAGUGUUGGUCACGUGUUUCAUGAGCUGGAAUAAAAGAUCCCAGAAAUGUAACAUACGCACAAAAAGCUUAUUUCUCUCAAAUUUUGGGCACACGUGUUUACAUCCCUGUUAGUCAGCAUUUCUCCUUUGCCAAGAUAAUCCAUGCACCUGACAGGUGUGGCAUAUCAUUAAUCAGAUUAAACAGCAUGAUCAUGAAACAGAUGCACCUUGUGCUAGGUACAAUGAAAGGACACUCUAAAAUGUGCAGUUUUGUCACACAACACAAUGCCACAGAUGUGUCAAGUUUUGAGGGAGCAUGAAAUUGGUAUGCUGACUGCAGGAAUGUCCACCAGGGCUGUUGCCAGAGAAUUGAAUGUUCAUUUCUCUACCAUAAAUCACCUCCAACGUCGUUUUAGAGAAUUUAUCAGUACGUUCAACCAACCUCACAACCGCAGACCACGUGUAAGGCGUCAUGUGGGCGAGCAGUUUGGUGAUGUUAACGUUGUGAACAUAGUGCCCCAUGGUGGCGGUGGGGUCAUGGUACGGGCCAGGUAUAAUCUCUGUACAACAAACACAGUUGCAUUUUAUCGAUGGCCAUUUGAAUGCACAAAAAUACCGUGACGAGGUCCUGGGCCCAUUGUGAGGCCCAUUUGUUAAAGGUAUCUAUGACCAACAGAUGCAUAUCAGUUCUCCCAGUCAUGUGAAAUCCAUAGAUUAGGGCCUAAUCAAUUUAUUUCAAUUGACUGAUUUCCUCAUAUGAACUGUAACUCAGUAAAAUCAAUGAGAUAGUUGCAUGUUACGUUUAUAUAUUUUUGACCUCUUUGAAAUGAAAAUGGAUGGCCCUCCCUUCAGUAAAAUAUAUAUUUUUACCCGACCCUCCCAGAAGGCUUGUACAAUUAAACAAGUGACCCUCCCUUGUACCCAAAAUAAUAAUUAAAACAUAAAGUGGAUAGCAGAGAACAUGCCUACCAUUUAUCCUCACUCCUAGGACAGACCAGAGACUUAGAUAUGCAGUUUCAGAAACGGUUCUUCGUUUUGUAAGCAAUAUGCGGUGGUCCCAUGUAGCUAAAUUGGUAGAGCAUGGUGCUUGCAAUGCAAGUGUUGUGGGUUUGAUUCCCAAGGGGCACCAGUAUGACAAUGUAUGCACUCACUACUGUAAGUCGCUGUGGAUAAGAGCGUCUGCUAAAUGACGUAAAAUCUAAAGAUUGUGGAUUCGCACACCACCCUGAACAAGGGUAGGGGUGAAAGGGUAUCCAUUAUAAUAAAAAGCACUGCAUGAAUCUAUCAUCUUAUUUCCGGUCCGAGAAAAGAUUGCCUUUUAUAAACGCAUUUCAUGCAAUUCUGCAUCAUUUUACAUGACUGGAGACAGGCAGAAUCUGUUUUAAUACCACAACAGAGAAUGACAACGAAUGAGUGCAUGCUGCAGCACCAGAGAGCGCUAGAGACGUUUUGAUUUCUAUACAGGCUAUUGUUAAAAAAGAGGAUAGGCUAAGUUUGUAACAUUGCUGAAGUUGUCUAUCAACUGUCAGAAAUGUGUGAAACAGAACCAGUUACAACUGAAGUAUCUGAUCAUCAAUUAAUUUAAGAAGAAGCCAUUUGUUGUUUAACACAGCAGCCGCAUAUCAUCAGGUAGGCCUACAGUAUAUGCACUUGCAACUUUUUUCAUUUAGGAAACUAUCAUUUUCUAUUUUAUUAUAUUUUUAUUCCAUGAUAUUGUUGUUACGAAAUAGAUUUGUGUUGACUGUGAUUAGGGCAUGGGAAUAUAAGAGCAUCAGCUAGACUAAAUUAACAAACUACAUACAGUGGGGAAGAAAAGUAUUUAGUCAGCCACCAAUUGUGCAAGUUCUCCCACUUAAAAAGAUGAGAGAGGCCUGUAAUUUUCAUCAUAGGUACACGUCAACUAUGACAGACAAAAUGAGAAAAGAAAUCCAGAAAAUCACAUUGUAGGAUUUUUAAUGAAUUUAUUUGCAAAUUAUGGUGGAAAAUAAGUAUUUGGUCAAUAACAAAAGUUUCUCAAUACUUUGUUAUAUACCCUUUGUUGGCAAUGACACAGGUCAAACGUUUUCUGUAAGUCUUCACAAGGUUUUCACACACUGUUGCUGGUAUUUUGGCCCAUUCCUCCAUGCAGAUCUCCACUAGAGCAGUGAUGUUUUGGGGCUGUCGCUGGGCAACACGGACUUUCAACUCCCUCCAAAGAUUUUCUAUGGGGUUGAGAUCUGGAGACUGGCUAGGCCACUCCAGGACCUUGAAAUGCUUCUUACGAAGCCACUCCUUCGUUGCCCGGGCGGUGUGUUUGGGAUCAUUGUCAUGCUGAAAGACCCAGCCACGUUUCAUCUUCAAUGCCCUUGCUGAUGGAAGGAGGUUUUCACUCAAAAUCUCACGAUACAUGGCCCCAUUCGUUCUUUCCUUUACACGGAUCAGUCGUUCUGGUCCCUUUGCAGAAAAACAGCCCCAAAGCAUAAUGUUUCCACCCCCAUGCUUCACAGUAGGUAUGGUGUUCUUUGGAUGCAACUCAGCAUUCUUUGUCCUUCAAACACGACGAGUUGAGUUUUUACCAAAAAGUUCUAUUUUGGUUUCAUCUGACCAUAUGACAUUCUCCCAAUCCUCUUCUGGAUCAUCCAAAUGCACUCGAGCAAACUUCAGAUGGGCCUGGACAUGUACUGGCUUAAGCAGGGGGACACGUCUUGCACUGCAGGAUUUGAGUCCCUGGCGGCGUAGUGUGUUACUGAUGGUAGGCUUUGUUACUUUGGUCCCAGCUCUCUGCAGGUCAUUCACUAGUCCCCCCUGUGUGGUUCUGGGAUUUUUGCUCACCGUUCUUGUGAUCAUUUUGACCCCACGGGGUGAGAUCUUGCGUGGAGCCCUAGAUUGAGGGAGAUUAUCAGUGGUCUUGUAUGUCUUCCAUUUACUAAUAAUUGCUCCCACAGUUGAUUUCUUCAAACCAAGCUGCUUACCUAUUGCAGAUUCAGUCUUCCCAGCCUGGUGCAGGUCUACAAUUUUGUUUCUGGUGUCCUUUGACAGCUCUUUGGUCUUGGCCAUAGUGGAGUUUGGAGUGUGACUAAUUGAGGUUGUGGACAGGUGUCUUUUAUACUGAUAACAAGUUCAAACAGGUGCCAUUAAUACAGGUAACGAGUGGAGGACAGAGGAGCCUCUUAAAGAAGUUGUUACAGGUCUGUGAGAGCCAGAAAUCUUGCUUGUUUGUAGGUGACCAAAUACUUAUUUUCCACCAUAAUUAGCAAAUAAAUUCAUUAAAAAUCCUAUAAUGUGAUUUUCUGGAGAAAAAAAAUCUCAAUUUGUCUGUCAUAGUUGACGUGUACCUAUGAUGAAAAUUACAGGCCUCUCUCAUCUUUUUAAGUGGGAGAAUUUGCACAAUUGGUGGCUGACUAAAUACUUUUUUUCCCCACUGUAGGUAUGCAUAGCUCACCGCAUGAUCCUCAAACCAGAGAUGACACCCCAACUUUAUCAACCUAAAAUAUAUUUCCUUUGAGACCACACUCAAGGAUACAGUGCUUACAAAAGUAUUCAUCCCCCUUGGCGUUUUUCCUAUUUUGUUGCAUUGCAACCUGUAAUUUAAAUGGAUUUUUAUUUGGAUUUCAUGUAAUGGACAUACACAAAAUAGUCCAAAUUGGUGAAGUGAAAUUAAAAAAAUAACUUGUUUCAAAUAAUUCAAAUAAAUAAAUUACGGACAAUUGGUGCAUGCAUAUGUAUUCACCCCCUUUGCUAUGAAGCCUAUAAAUAAGAUCUGGUGCAACCAAUUACCUUCAGAAGUCACAUAAUUAAUUAAAUAAAGUCCUCCUGUGUUUAAUCUAAGUGUCACAUGAUCUCACUAUAUAUACACCUGUUCUGAAAGGCCCCAGAGUCUGCAACACCACUAAGCAAGGGGCACCACCAAGCAAGCGGCACCAUGAAGACCAAGGAGCUCUCCAAACAGGUCAGGGACAAAGUUGUGGAGAAGUACAGAUCAGGGUUGGGUUAUAAAAAAAUAUCAGAAACUUUGAACAUCCCAAGGAGCACCAUUAAAUACGUUAUACAUUUUUAAAAAUAAUAUGGCACCACAACAAACCUGCCAAGAGAGGGCCGUCCACCAAAACUCACGGAUCAGGCAAGGAGGGCAUUAAUCAGAGAGGCAACAGAGACCAACGAUAACCCUGAAGGAGCUACAAAGCUCCACAGCGGAGAUUGGAGUAUUUGUCCAUAGGACCACUUUAAGCCGUACACUACCCAGAGCUGGGCUUUACGGAAGAGUGGCCAGAAAAAAGCCAUUGCUUAAAGAAAAAAAGAAGCAAACACGUUUGUUGUUUGCCCACAGGCAUGUGGGAGACUCCCCAAGCAUAUGGAAAAAGGUACUCUGGUCAGAUGAGACUAAAAUUGAGCUUUUUGGCCAUCAAGGAAAACGCUAUGUCUGGCGCAAACCCAACACCUCUCAUCACCCCGAGAACACCAUCCCCACAGUGAAGCAUGGUGGUGGCAGCAUCAUGCUGUGGGAUGUUUUUCAUCGGCAGGGACUGGGAAACUGGUCAGAAUUGAAGGAAUGAUGGAUGGCGCUAAAUACAGGGAAAUUCUUGAGGGAAACCUGUUUCAGUCAUCCAGAGAUUUGAGACUGGGACAGAGGUUCACCUUCCAGCAGGACAAUGAUCCUAAGCAUACUGCUAAAGCAACACUUGAGUGGUUUAAGGGGAAACAUUUAAAUGUCUUGGAAUGGCCUAGUCAAAGCCCAGACCUCAAUCCGAUUGCUGUACACCAGCGGAACCCAUCUAACUUGAAGGAGCUGGAGCAGUUUUGCCUUGAAGAAUGGGCAGAAAUCCCAGUGGCUAGAUGUGCCAAGCUUAUAGAGACAUAUCCCAAGAGACUUGCAGCUGUAAUUGCUGCAAAAGGUGGCUCUACAAAGGGGGGAGGGGGUGAAUAGUUAUGCAUGCUCAAGUUUUCUGUUUUUAUGUCUUAUUUCUUGUUUGUUUCACAGUGAAAAAUAUUUUGCAUCUUCAAAGUGGUAGGCAUGUUUUGUAAAUCAAAUGAUACAAACCCCCCAAAAAUCAAUUUUAAUUCCAGGUUGUAAGGCAACAAAAUAGGAAAAAUGCCAAGGGGGUUGAAUACUUUCGUAAGCCACUGUAGAGGUAUUGAUAACCCGGUCAAAAUGACAAAUGACUCUCUAUUCUGGAGAUAUUAAACCAUAAACCUCUACAGUGUAGUGCUCUGUUUCUGUAGAAAGGUUGCUUUUGAAUAGUGCAUGUAAAUAAUUUAGAAAUGUCUUAUUCAAAGAUUUAUUCUUGUUUCCUCUUGUCAUGUGGGUUAAACAGUAUAUCACAGUGCAGGCAGAGUGCACCACAACAGCCACAAAGGUGGCAUUACUGCAUAGCUGUUGCCAUGGCUUCAGUAUCAGCAGGAUUCAUACCAUGUACAGUUAUUCGUCCAGCAAUAUCUCUACCUUCACUGAAAUAGCUCAAUCAUAUCAAGCCAUAUUUUGUGUGCUACCUCAUUAAUUGGUGUAUGUAUUCCAUCAGACACGUGAAUUAAGGAUUUCACACUUUCUUUAAAGUAGGUCUAGUAGUAUGUACAUGUAUAUUACAGAUUGACUUCAUACAGUAAAUGUACAAUUGCUGCUAGAGCCUUUCCACACAGCACAGUGUAGCAGUGAGAAGGGUAAAAUUCUGUCUGUCUGCAUCUGCCGGGUGAUGUUUAUCCUUGGCUGUUAAGAGUGUCUGUCUGUCUGUGAUGUGGAGGAUGGAGAAGGGGUAGGGGCUGAAGGCUCUGGACAUUAGCUUCUUAUGUUGUCCCUGAGAGUCUCUCUCAGCCACCUGCCUAUUCCUCCACCCUACCUUUAGAGCACCAAGAACAUUUACUGCUCUUCUGUUCACCCAGCAUUCUAAGGACUGUCUAUUUACACAAAUCGACAAUAACAGGCAGCUUGUUUGCCUCAGAUUUGGUUUUCUGAAGAUAACUUUAGUUGACAUGUUUUAGUUAAUUUCUAAGAGAGAUAGACACAUUAAAACCAACAGUCUAUUACCCAAUUCCCAAUAGAGACAUGUUGUUGUUGUCUCUUCAGGAAUAGAUUAAUCAACUCAUUACUACAUCCUGUCACUAUGAGCUGCACUGCAUGUGUCUAUAGUGUGGUUUACUUAUCAAAUAAAUUGACUAAUCCUCUCUCUCUGUAUCUGUCUGUCUGUCUCUCUCUCUUGUAGGAUUUUAAACACUACCUUGUUUGAGAGCUGGGAGAUUGUGGGGCCGUACCCAUCCUGGUGGGUGUUCAACCUGCUGCUGAUCCUGCUGCAGUUCCUGCACUCCUUCUGGUCCUACCUCAUAAUAAUAAUAAUAUGCCAUUUAGCAGACGCUUUUAUCCAAAGCGACUUACAGUCAUGCGUGCAUACAUUUUUUUGUGUAUGGUGGUCCCGGGGAUCGAACCCACUACCUUGGCGUUACAAGCGCCGUGCUCUACCAGCUGAGCUACAGAGGACCACCUCAUACGGGGGAGGUCCUCUGUAGCUCAGCUGGUAGAGCCCGGCGCUUGUAACGCAAGGUAGUGGGUCGAUCCCCGGGACCCAUACACAAAAAUUUGUUAUGCACGCAUACUUAAGUCGCUUUGGGAUAAAAGCGUCUGCUAACUGGCAAUUAUUAUUUUAUUAUUUCAUAGUUUAAGAUAGCCCCUGUCGUCCCAUACCCAGAGUAAGGUGAUAGCAAGUCAGAGGUCCCUCCUCUCUUACCUCUCCUCCAAUGGCUUUUGAGAAGGAGGCGAGAAGAGAGGAUGUAGAGUCAAGGAAGCAUUGAGAUCUCCCCCAGUUCACAUUGACAGGGUCCCCAAAUGGCACCCUACGUUCACUAUGUAGUGCACUACCCUUUGACCAGGGCCCAUAGGGAAUAGGGUGUAAUUGGGAAGCAGUCUUUGUCAUAUUGUUAUACAGUAAUGCUUUGCGAGAGGACCAACUUUAUGUAGUUAAAGUAAUUCUCAUUAUGUAUGUAAUUUAGAACUACCAUGUUACUUUUUGUAAUUGUGGAUGCAAAGCAUUGGGAAAAUCUUCGCACUCAAGCUCACCAUACAUGUACUGUACUACAGGAGCUUUUCACUAAACUGUUUUGUUGUCAAUAGCCUUCAUUGAUUUGACUUUUCUAUCCCUUAUGCUAACCUUUCAACCAAGGUGGGGAAGUGGAAUCCUUUACAUGUAAGUAGUAGAAUAUAAAGAGGAGAAACUUAUUUGUGUAUUAUUGUCACAUGCUAUCUCACUAACAAAUCACAAUUACAGAUUGUUCUGAAACGCAAGCCGUCCCUUUAGUUUUUAUUGACGUUUUCCUCUUAUUUGUAAAAUAAGGAAACCAAUAGCAAUGGCCAACCGCUUGUACUUCCUCUGUCAUGACAUCAGAUUGUAUAUGAGCUGUUCUAACAGCACCUGCAACUCUCCACAGGUGUCGAAAGACAACCGCAGUGACAUUGAGUCCAGCUCUAACGAGGACAACGGUCCUCCGCCCGCUCCUGUUCAGAAGCACCACAACAGCACCACCAACGGGACCAAUAAAGCCCAUGGGACCAACGGGUACCUGUCAGCAGGGGCCCCGUGUCCAGACGAACACUGACUGCCACUAUGAGACAUUACAAGCACUGGAGCAAAGCUGCAGACACCAUUCAUAGAUACUACAUGUGUGCGUGUGCGAUAUGAACAACAUUGCCUGUCUGGUACUGGAAGUUCUUGUCACGUUCGUUGACAGACGGGACGGACCAAGGCGCAGCGUGAUAUGCAUACAUGUUUAUUUAAACGUAAUAAACCCUCGACAAAACAAUAACCCAACGAUACGUGACGUCCAAGGUAGACACAAACAACAUACCUUAUACGGAACAAGAUCCCACAACCCACUAGUGCCAAUAGGCUGCCUAAGUAUGGGCCCCAAUCAGAGACAACGAGCGACAGCUGCCUCUGAUUGGGAACCACACAGGCCAACAUAGAUCUAGAUAUACUAGACUUUAAACAUAGAUCUACACCACAUAGAAAAUCACACCCUGACUCAACAAAUAAGAGUCCCCAGAGUCAGGGCGUGACAGUUCUUAAUAGAAAUCUGUGAAUGCAGUUCCGUUUUCUGUUUGAUUAUUUCCAUGUUUCCCGUCUCAUUUUAUUAUCUUUCUCUAUAUUUGCAUCAAACUGCACUCAAUGAAAUAUCAAAGCACUCCUGUUGGUACAGCCCACUCUCUGUUUAGCCAAUGAAUGAAAGCAUUCC
Molecule: messenger RNA, 29785 nt
Organism: Coregonus sp. 'balchen'
Lineage: Eukaryota; Metazoa; Chordata; Actinopteri; Salmoniformes; Salmonidae
Source: the annotation of a GenBank genome assembly